AUGCCCCAGCUCGCGCGUUCUGCAGGCUACCCCAAGAACCUCGUGAUCUUGUGCAUCCGCUGUUACACCUUUCUUGUAGUGAACUACAUCUGCCAAGGCCUCAUCCUGUACAUGAUUGCCAAGGAAGAGCUCGUGUGGGAUGCCUUUGCAGGGCAGAUGUUUUUAUGCGAUUUUGGACGAAGUGCUGGCGACUGCGUCGACGAUCCCACUGGACCGAACUGUGUGGGCCCAGGAGGGACGACCUACGCCCCUGCACGCAUCUACAGCUGGAGCGUCUGGUCGACACGCAUCUAUGUGCGGGAUGCACUCAAAGCAGUGUUUCCCGAGAAGGCGGCCGAGAUUCAAGAGCUCGUGGACCCCGGCGAGUACGGCAUCGAGAGCUACUCGUGCCGGUGGCUUUGCUGCGCCCUUUUCACCGCGACGCUCUUGGGAGACCUCGUGGGAAGCAUCAACAUUCUUCGGAUGCUGUGGGACAUCCCAAACAAGGCCGAAAGUUGGUUGGAUUACGAAGUUCCGGACUGGGCCGAGAAGGAGCAUGCCAAAUCAAUCCGCGGAUGGUCGGAGAUGGAUCUGUGCAAGCUGAAAGUCGCUGGAAUGCCGCUUUCUUGGAAGCUCAUCAAUAUCUUCUUGGUGGUCCUUCCGAAACUGCUUCUUUGGAGCCUAACCGCCCAAGCGGGCAUCACGUUCCUCAUGGAGACCUCCACUAUUGACGAUCUAGUUGUCAACUCUGUCGCUCUGGCGUUCAUCCUGCAAAUUGAUGAGCUUCUCUGCAGUGAGCUGAUGCCUGAGACCAACAGGGCCAUUGUCGACAUGCUCGAGGACUACGAGCUGCAAGGCUACGAGGAGGCCAACACUGUUGAACAGAUGAAGGACAGUGAGCUGCUGGAGGAGUACGAAGAGAAGUUGAAGCGGGACUGGUCGUGGAUGGAGCUUGCCAAUUUCGUCCCCUUCAAGCUGCUAUUGGUGACAGCGUUCACUGUCCUUUUCGUCGAGCUGUACUACUGGAGGAACUGCGUCCGUGGUCCAGAUGGUGGUAUGGUUUCCAAGGACAUGCACUAUCCACAAAGCACCCGUUUCAGUUGCUCAGCUCAAAACAGUCUCGUUGCGUGUUCAGGCCCUCACCACUACCGAGCAUUCAGGUCACACGACCUUGUUGGUAGAAGUCACGUUGUAGUAGCUGUAUGUAUCCCUAUGAUGAAGGUGAUUUCUAGCAUUGGCAGGACGCGUGAGAUUGAGUUGUGCCGGCUGGUACACAGGUUGUUCUGGUAG
This is a messenger RNA of Symbiodinium sp. CCMP2456, 1269 nucleotides long. Lineage: Eukaryota; Dinophyceae; Suessiales; Symbiodiniaceae. The record is from the annotation of a GenBank genome assembly.